Paramecium sonneborni is the source of this 886-nucleotide messenger RNA. The record is from the annotation of a GenBank genome assembly. Lineage: Eukaryota; Ciliophora; Oligohymenophorea; Peniculida; Parameciidae.
AAAAAUUCAUAAUUCCAUGGGCUGCUUAGAAUCAAGAAAAGCAGCAAAUGAUUCAUAAAUACACAAAUAAUAGGAAGAUGUAUAUUAAUGUGAUAAAGGUGUUGGCUUUAAAUAAAUUUGUGAAACAUUAUAAGAUUCGCAUCCUGAAGCUCCUUAAAAAGAAAAUACAUUUGAGCCUUCAAUUUCAAUUGAUGAAUCUGAUGAUCAUCAUGUUGAUGAGUAAAUGAAUGCAAUAGAUAAUUAAAUUUUUCAAAGAAGAAAAUUUCUAUUAAACAAAGAUAUUAAUCCAAAAAUUAUUAAAAAAAAAAAUAAGAAAUUAGAAUCACCAAAACUAUAAUAAAAAAAUAAAUUAGAUCAUUUUGGAGAUAUCAAACCAUAUAAUUCCUUAAGAAUUAUUCAGGAUCAAGGUUUAUCUUAAAAUAUGAUAUAUUAUUAUAAAUAUGAGGUCAUUAAUAAAAAUAGGAUUAAAAAUAUUAUAUAAGAGGCUGAAAAAAAUAGUUAAUAAUCCAUAGAUGAUUAAAGGAUUACUAAUAUGACACCAUAAGCAAGUAAUCGAUAAUCAAGAAAGAGUAGCAGCAUUAGUUGUUCUUCAAUACUUUAAGAAAAAACUUUUAUUUGCUUUUAAUGUUAAAAAUAGAAUUAAAAUAUCAUGUACCAAUUAGAUUGUCUUCAUCAAUUUGAUUAAAAUUGCUUAUUUUAAUUAAUUACUCAAUAAAUCAAUUAGAAAAAGCCACAAAUUUAUUGUCUAUGCAAAAAAGUCAUUAGAACUAAGAUCAUUAGAAGUUUUUUAGAGGAUUAAGAAUAUACUGAUGAAAAUAAUUAAAGUAAGAUGUAUUUGGAGAACUAUUUUGAAAAUUAGUACAAUUUUUUGGCAAACUAGAACUGA